AUUCUUUAUGACCAGCAGUAGAGCCAACUUUCCAGUUGAUCAUCCAUCUGGUAUUGUUUUGGAAUAUUACCCAGUAUCAAUUAGAAGCUCUCUUAAUAUCAUACCGGGAGUUUUUCAUAGAGAAAUCUUGUGAGACCACUGCAUAAGCUGAGAUGAUUGUACAAAGAGUGGUGUUGAAUUCCCGACCUGGGAAAAAUGGCAAUCCAGUGGCAGAGAAUUUCCGAAUGGAAGAAGUCAGUUUGCCGGAUACUAUCAAGGAAGGACAAGUAAAAGUUAGAACUCUCUACCUUUCUGUGGAUCCCUACAUGCGUUGUAGAAUGAAUGAAGACACUGGUACUGAUUAUAUCACACCUUGGCAGUUGUCUCAAGUAGUUGAUGGUGGAGGUGUUGGAAUUAUAGAAGAAAGCAAACACAAAGAUUUGACGCAAGGUGAUUUUGUGACUUCUUUCUAUUGGCCCUGGCAAACCAAGGUUAUUCUGGAUGGAAAUAGCCUUGAAAAGGUAGUCCCACAGCUGGCAGAUGGACACCUUUCCUAUUUUCUUGGAGCUAUAGGUAUGCCCGGUUUAACUUCCUUGAUUGGAAUACAGGAAAAAGGUCAUAUAUCUGCUGGAUCUAAUCAGACCAUGGUUGUCAGUGGGGCUGCAGGAGCCUGUGGAUCUUUGGCUGGGCAGAUUGGUCACUUGCUGGGCUGUUCCAGAGUGGUGGGAAUUUGUGGAACACAAGAGAAAUGCCUCCUAUUGACCUCAGAACUGGGCUUCGAUGCUGCAAUUAAUUAUAAAAAUGGCAAUGUGUCAGAACAGCUCCGUGAAUUGUGUCCAGCUGGAGUGGAUGUGUACUUUGACAACGUUGGUGGUGACAUCAGUGACGCAGUGAUUAGUCAGAUGAAUCAGAACAGCCACAUCAUUCUGUGUGGGCAAAUCUCUCAGUACAACAAGGAUGUGCCGUACCCUCCCCCACUGCCCCCAGUGGUCGAGGCGAUCCAGAGGGAAAGAAACAUCACGAGGGAAAGGUUUCUGGUGUUGAAUUAUAAAGAUAAGUUUCAGCCGGGUAUUCUACAGCUGAGUCAAUGGUUUAAAGAAGGAAAGCUAAAGAUCAAAGAAACUGUGAUAAAUGGAUUGGAAAACAUGGGAGCUGCGUUCCAGUCCAUGAUGACAGGAGGCAACAUUGGAAAGCAGAUAGUUUGCGUUUCAGAAGAAAUCUCUUUGUAAUUUCUGUGUGUGUUCCUCAAGGAAAUCAUACAGAUUUAUUUCUAUUUUGCAUAGAGAUUCUUAAGUUGCGCCAAAAGCCUUAGAAAACAGAUAGCUCUUGAUUUCAGUGUGAUCACAGGUAAUCUUUUCUUAGUUGCAGAAUUCUCUCCUGUGUCUCCAAUGUCAUACGUACUGUGUAUCUAACAUGAUUACUUACAACAGAUUGACAUCAGUGAUAUAUUUUUCUUUUUUGGAUUAAAAAAUCCAUUUUUUGGGACAUACUUAAAACACUUGGAGAUUUGAUCCAACUGUUAAUAGAUCAUACACAGGAGGUUUUUAAAAAUCAGUAACCUUGACUAAUUUAAAAUGGAAUGCUUGAGGAGCAGUGAGUAAACAUUUGGUCAGUUGGAAAUGUUUUAGGCUGAAACUCAGCAAAGGAAUAGACUGGGGUGGCUUUUCCGUGUUGUCAGUGGGAAGGGACUUGUUCUGCUGCGUACCUCGGGAUUAGGGUGGAACAGGGAUAGGAGAGCAGAGACUUUGGGUUGGGAGUAAUAUGAGAAGAAAAAUUAUUGAGGUCAGUUAGGUUGAUGGAGAAAAGAGAUUUACUCCAGAGGAAGAUAUAUUUGUAUUUUGCCAGAUAAUUUUGGCAUAUAGCCUAAAAACUGAAUAUGUAAGAUAAAAACAUGUUUAUCUUAGGGUAGCAGGCAUAUAUGUCAAAUAGUUGUAAAGAUUUAGGGGCCAAAUAGAUACAGACAUCAUUUGGAGUUUUAGGUGAUGAAAAAGAUGAAGACAGCAGAGAGCUUCAGAAAAUGACAGGGCUGGGCAAAUUAACACAUGGUUGCAAAUGUGAAUGUUGAAGACUUUACCAGUGUGCUCCUACAGGUUUGUUUUAUUAAUUGUAAUCAACUCUUCAAGAACAGUAAAACUCAAGAUGUUUUCCUGA
This is a messenger RNA of Oryctolagus cuniculus (rabbit), 2130 nucleotides long. NCBI's taxonomy places the organism in Eukaryota, Metazoa, Chordata, Mammalia, Lagomorpha, Leporidae. The record is from RefSeq and is a predicted model, not a curated record.